Messenger RNA from Cynara cardunculus var. scolymus (artichoke), 1187 nucleotides. RefSeq lists its product as uncharacterized. The record is from RefSeq and is a predicted model, not a curated record. The transcript is spliced from 4 exons. NCBI's taxonomy places the organism in Eukaryota, Viridiplantae, Streptophyta, Magnoliopsida, Asterales, Asteraceae. The coding region runs from base 150 to 824 and encodes 224 amino acids.
GGAUAAGAACAACCCACUCCUCUCUCAUUUCUUCGAUUCGACUCCCCAAUUUUCUCCGACCACCACCACUCUCCUCCGACGUCAAACUGACGAUCGUCAACCAAGAACCCACCGUAGUCCGUGAAAUCAAGCCUAAGAAUCGCCGUAUUAUGGGUGCUGGAGGACCUGAUGAAGAAGAUAACAAAUGGCCGCCAUGGUUGAAGCCAUUGCUUCGUGAACGCUUUUUUGUUCAAUGCAAAUUGCACGCAGAUUCGCAUAAGUCUGAAUGUAAUAUGUACUGCUUGGAUUGUAUGAACGGCCCUCUCUGUUCUCUCUGUCUUAAUCACCAUAAGGACCACCGCGCCAUUCAGAUUCGUAGGUCAUCAUAUCACGAUGUAAUUAGGGUAUCUGAGAUUCAAAAGCACUUGGACAUCAGUUCAGUUCAGACCUACGUAAUCAACAGUGCAAAGGUUGUGUUCUUGAACGAACGGCCGCAGCCGAGGCCGGGAAAAGGUGUUACAAAUACUUGCCAAGUAUGCGAGCGUAACCUUCUCGAUUCCUUCCGAUUCUGCUCACUUGGCUGUAAGAUUGCUGGGACAUCGAAGAAUUUCCAACGGAAGAGGAAGAUUUCGCCGGAAAACAAGCAUUUGAUGACCGGGAUGUCGGAUUCCGAGGAUUCUUAUAGCAGCAGCAGCCAUGGGAGGCGGAGGAGUAGUUAUAACGUCAGGGUUCAUAGCUUUACUCCGUCAACGCCACCGCCGACGGCCGCCAGCUUCAGGACGGCGAAGAGGAGAAAGGGUAUUCCUCAUAGAGCACCAAUGGGAGGACUAUUCAUAGAAUACUAAACACCCCCCUAGACUUUCGCUUAAUUACUAUGAAGUCCCUUUAGUCUUUACUCCCUACCAAUUUACAUCCCUCUCCACUUCUUGUGCGGAAAAAAGACCAUAUUACCCCUUAAGCUCCUCCACUUGUACAAAGAAGCAACCUAUGGGAUGCGAUAAUCUAGUAGCAUUACUCUUGUCUAGAAAGGGUAAAAAUGGAAAAAAGAUUUAAAAAAAAAAACUUAUAGUAGUUUGAAGUAGGGGUAAAAAUGUCAAAAUACUUAGUUGGAUGUUUAUACAGUUUUUCUUGGGUUGAAAAAAAUGUAAUUAUGGUCUUGUGGUACUUCUAUAAUUAAAUGAAAUAAGUCUUGUAUUAUUUUGUGGUUA